UGUCUCUCCCAUUGCUGCAGUGGAGGAGCGCACGCAGAGCCCAACACUGUUCCUGGUGUUACAUAGCCUCUCCCCCUCCUCCUCAGCACUCCAUUCCUCUGAGGGCUUGGAUAAAAUAGAAAAACGACGCUGAAAAAUCAAGAGAGAAAGAGUGAGACAGCAAGAGAGAGAGAGAGACGUAAGCGGUAGGGACAGACAGAAGACCCGACGGCAGGCUGAGAUUUGUGUGCGUGCGCUUCUCAUGACGGUUCCAUGCCCUCCCAUCAUCGUGUGAAGACGCAGCGUAUGCGCUCCAAUGUCUCCAGAACCUAGACGCGCUGGAAGCUUCGAUGGUUGGCUUGCUGUGUCAUAUCUGGUUAGCCCGUGAAGUGGCUCUCCGAGACAGAUGGAAGAAGAUGGCCGGAGCAGAUCACCCCAGCUCAUGAGGACAAUACCCCCCUGAUUCCAGACCUACUUCAGUGCUAAAUGGAUUUUGAAUACCAAAACCCGCAGUAUUCCCCUUGGUCCCCGUCUCAACACUUCGAUGAAGACAGACGCCUCCCUCCACCCAGGAACAUGAAGGGCUUAUCGGGUGGCCGCCCCCAGCAGCACCAGAUCCCUUCUCCCCAUGGCCUGGACUACGACCACCCCCACGAGUUCCAUGGGCACCAUGGCUCUGACUCCCGCCACCCAUCUUACCUGCUCAGCCCCACUGAGAGCUGCCCCAUGGACUACCUCCGCUACUCCCCCCGCAGCUCCAUCCACUCCGACUGCAUGGUGAUGUCCCCUGUCCUGAUGGCUCCACCCGCCCCCGUAGACUACGUAUCCAGCAGCACCUUCCCCAGAAUGCACUACAGCUCCCCAUACUACGACUCGGCAACGCGGGACGACUGCGCUGCCAUCACUGCCUCCGCCACCUCCUCCGCCGCAGUCGCUGCCGCUGCCGCUUCCUCCUCCGCCUCCUCGCACCACGCCGGUGCCAAGAGCAACCGCAUCCCCGCCAACCUGCUGGACCAGUUUGAGAAGCAGCUGCCGCUGCAGCGCGACGGCUUUCAUACGCUGCAGUACCAGCGCACCGCCACCACCACCACCACAGAGCAGCGCGCCGAGAGCCCCGGACGGAUCCGCCACCUGGUCCACUCUGUCCAGAAGCUCUUCACCAAGUCCCACUCCCUGGAGGGCUCUUCCAAGAUGAACGGCACCAAGGGGGAGGGUGGCGGGGGUGGGAGUCACCACGGCCACCAUUCUUCCAAGCACGGAAGCAAGCGCAGCAAGAGCAAAGAGCGCAAGCAGCGCUCAGGCGGCUGGUGGAGCUCCGACGACAACCUGGACAGCGACAGCACCUACCGCACACCCAGCGUCAUGAGCCGCCAUCACCAUGGCGAGCACGCCUCCCACUGCUACCCGGACUCCAUGCACAGUCACUUUGGGGACCUGUCACUCAAAACUUCCAAGAGCAACAACGACGUCAAGUGCUCGGCGUGCGAGAGCAUUGCCAUGGCGCCCGAGGGGAAGUUCAUGAAGAGGAGUUCGUGGUCCACAUUGACGGUGAGCCAGGCCAAGGAAGCGUACAGAAAGUCCUCACUCAACCUAGAAAAACCCAUGAUACACACAGACCUGAAGCCUUCGCUGCGGGCCUGUCACUACCUGCAGGUUCCUCAGGAUGAGUGGAGUGGAUACCCAGGGGAUAAGGACGAGGAGAUCCCGUGUAGAAGGAUGCGCAGCAGCAGUUAUGUGAAAGCCAUGGGAGAUGACGAGAGUGGCGACUCAGACACCAGCCCUAAGACAUCACCCCAGAAGGCAGUCCGGCCCGAUGCCCUGGUCCUCAAAUCAGUCCUGCAUAGGCCCCAUAUAGAUCCCCAAAGCCAGAGCUACCACUUGCAAACCACCAGAGACAUGCGUCCCCACCCCAGCGUCACCCUGGACCCCGCCACCACCUACAACCCCCCUCAGUUCCGCUCACGGAACCAGAGCUACAUGCGAGCGGUCAGCACCCUCAGCCAGGCUAGCUGCGUCAGCCAGGUGAGUGAGACUGAGAUCAAUGGCCAGUUUGAGUCAGUUUGCGAGUCCGUUUUUAGCGAAGUAGAAUCCCAGGCCAUGGAGGCCUUGGACCUGCCUGGCUCGUUCCGCACACGAAGCCACAGUUACCUGCGUGCAAUUCAGGCUGGGUAUUCCCAAGACGACGACUGCUUGCCUUCAAUGACAUCCUCCACUGUCACUUCAACUCUCAGAUCCACAACAGAGGGAUAUGAUGUGCUGGAUGGCACCUCUUUACUAAACGAAGACAUGAUAGACGAUGACGACGGAGCCAGCUCUUCUGCUUAUGUGGAGCUGGAGCGCCUGGAGAGGGAGAACGCAGCAGCUCGGAGCCAGCAUAGCACCAGUUCUACCGUAACCGCCAUAUCUGUCCCCCCGGCGUCCCCUCCGGUCUACAGGGUCCCGGCCCCACCUCCCAUUGCUGCCCCUGACCCCCCCAUACCUCAGGCCAUCCAGGCCUUCAAAGAGUCUGCCAACAUGGUGGCCGCCUUCAACAUGCAGUGGAAGGAGGAGAUCUCAGCCAUGCGCUACGAGCUGGCGGAGCUGCGCAGGGACGUGUGUGGCGAGUUGAAAACCUUCAACAGCAACUUCUUCAACUUCACUCAGUGCUACAACAUGUGGACCCUCUGCCGAGAGACGGGCAGCGACAGCACCACACAAACUGAGGGCCGGGUGUCUGUGGGGAUCCAGGCUGGUGCCAGUGGGCCUGUCAGGCAGAACACAGAGGACAAGUCCGUCAUGUGCCAGCCGGAACCGACCCCUUUCAGCAUCAUGGACCUAAUGGACCCCCCCCGCAUCGAGAUCACAGUAGACACACCAGAGGGUUCGGGCAGCCCCACCAGCCCGGCCAGCCCCCUCAGCCCCCGGCCGCUGGAGGACUCCACGUGGGACAACAACAACAGGAAACAGAGGCACCAGAAGCGCUCAGAUGGCCGCAGGAGUUCCAGUCUGGAGCUCUGGAGCAGGAAGUACACCAGUGGGCCCAUGUCAUACCUGUCAAUGUCAUUCUAAUCAUUCCCAUUCUACAUCGGGGAAACAUAAUGAAACCAUCCAAAAGAACCAAGGAAGGAACCAGGGUAUAAAAUCCUGAACAGAGACAGGGAGGGCAGUGUUGUCUGUAGACAUACCUUCAUCUAUGCAGACACAUAUAUGUUAAAACUCUCAUAUAAGGAACUAAAUUGGUAGUUACACUUUGUAAUUGUUAGGCCAUUAUAAAUUAAUGCUUCGGAUGGUUCAUUUCGACUACUUUCCGGGGGAAUGUAAAAUAUAUUGAUGCAAAUGUGAUUGAAAUGAAUCCCUAAGUGCCAAUGAGUGGCCCCUCUCUAUUGAGUCUAUUGUAUUCUUCUCCAUUUUGUAGCUGAUGAAAAAUAGUCUCACGGCCACGAGUCAGCUGUUCUGUUUAAACUCAGUAGUGGAACCUCUCCACAGAUGUUCACCAGUCUGAGGGGAAUACAGGCUAUUGUUGAGUGACGGAGCGUCACACCUUUCUGAUCAGAGUGAUGAGGGGAAGAACUGUGCAAUAGACCGUACACUUAGAAAACAGAUACUGCAAAUUAUCUGAUUAAUUAAACAAAUAAAGCUGAAGUUUAUUUAGCUACAAAAUCUCAACACUAUUAUCAGUUCCACCACACUAAUUAUGGGGUGGGAUGAAGUCACUAGAAGUCCAGAUACUGUUCUCUCUGCUCUGCCUAUGGGGAAUGUAGGUUACGCAUACCCAUUCCAGUUUCUCCUCAUGUAGAAACAUUACCUGAAGCACCUAAAUAUACUAAUGAGAUACUGUGAAUCAUUUUUUAAAUCUUAAUUUUAUAAUGACCAAAUCAAAACAAUAGAAAUUCUAUUUAUUAAUAGCCUAAUUAAAAAUCUAUCAAAUAGUGUAUCUAAUACUUCCCUAUCCAUUGCUUGUCAUUUCGUACACAUUUUUGUUUAUUUUAGUACAUGUUUUUGGUUGUAAGAAAAAAAGGCUUUUGGAAAGUUUUUGAUGUUGGAAACAUACCAAAGCUGUAAUUUUAGUCUUGGGUCAACAAAGAUUACCUCACAACACAAUCAAAUUGAAUUUUAAAAAAUUCAGUGAAUUGGAAACAUGUUAAAUUUGGUGUGCCCAAAGUUUAUGUUGUUUAUCUUUAACAUUGAUCCAACAUUACAAUCUCAGGUCAGGUUCUCCACUAGAUUAGGCCCAAUACCAAACUUAUCUAUAACGAGUUAUUCCAUGACCAACCGUUCCUUGGUGUCCACCACAAGACAGAAGAGUAAACAGGUUCAGUUUCCAUUGUCUAAGUAUGAAUGUAUCAUUUUCUUUUCUAUUCCAGCACAAAUUCAGCAUAAAUGUUUGAACUCUGUAUGUAUAUAAAUGUACUAUUUUUGUAUAGAUUGAAAAGAAUAUAACAUAUAAAUAUUUGUAUCAUUCAUAACACCAUAUUGUGUUCUUGAUCUCACCUCAGAGGACUUAAUUUAGUUCUAAAUGGAACUCUGCACAUUUGCACUAGUUGUUUUAAUCGUUAAAACUUUUGUUUUCCCACUCAGUCAUUCCCUCUGUGUUCACCAUGUCAUGCUGUAAGUUGUUCUUGUUAGUCUAUGUCUGAGAGACAAUCAGAGCCACUAAGGGGGGUUGUCCUGUCUACCUCUCCAACCAUGACCCUAAAAAUAUAGUACCUGUCCCCUGAAUGUACACACGCCUCCUUAACUAGUGAGCCAGGCUCCAUGGAAACCUUACCGGGUGGAGUCCUCUAUUACCUACUAAAUUAGGCUUGCAGUGUUGUUAUUCAUUGUUAGUCACCCCCCCCCCCCCU
This is a messenger RNA of Osmerus eperlanus (European smelt), 4802 nucleotides long. It is a transcript of the gene dlgap2b, whose product is annotated as discs, large (Drosophila) homolog-associated protein 2b. Gene Ontology annotation, molecular function: molecular adaptor activity. NCBI's taxonomy places the organism in Eukaryota, Metazoa, Chordata, Actinopteri, Osmeriformes, Osmeridae. The record is from RefSeq and is a predicted model, not a curated record. The coding region runs from base 466 to 3027 and encodes 853 amino acids. Gene Ontology annotation, biological process: signaling. Gene Ontology annotation, cellular component: glutamatergic synapse; postsynaptic specialization. The transcript is spliced from 7 exons.